This is a messenger RNA of Drosophila ficusphila, 1140 nucleotides long. It is a transcript of the gene RfC4, whose product is annotated as replication factor C subunit 2. The coding region runs from base 72 to 1067 and encodes 331 amino acids. Gene Ontology annotation, molecular function: ATP binding; ATP hydrolysis activity; DNA clamp loader activity. The transcript has 2 exons. The record is from RefSeq and is a predicted model, not a curated record. Gene Ontology annotation, biological process: DNA repair; DNA-templated DNA replication. NCBI's taxonomy places the organism in Eukaryota, Metazoa, Arthropoda, Insecta, Diptera, Drosophilidae. Gene Ontology annotation, cellular component: DNA replication factor C complex; nucleus.
CGGUCACACUUUAGCCCCACGCUUAAAUUUGUUUGGUUUGCAAAUUUUGAUAAAUAUUGCAAAACAGAAAAAUGCCGGAAGAACCUGUGAUUACGGCUGACGACAAACGUAGUCAUUUGCCUUGGAUCGAAAAGUAUCGGCCGCAAAAGUUCAAGGAGAUUGUGGGAAAUGAGGACACAGUGGCGAGACUUUCGGUUUUUGCUACUCAGGGAAAUGCACCCAACAUCAUAAUUGCGGGUCCGCCUGGAGUGGGCAAGACAACCACCAUUCAAUGCCUGGCAAGAAUCCUUCUAGGAGAUAGUUACAAGGAGGCAGUCCUCGAGCUCAAUGCUUCCAAUGAGCGAGGAAUUGAUGUGGUGCGCAACAAAAUCAAGAUGUUUGCCCAGCAAAAGGUUACUCUUCCACGCGGUAGACAUAAGAUUGUGAUCCUAGACGAGGCGGAUAGCAUGACGGAGGGAGCGCAGCAAGCUCUUCGUCGCACCAUGGAGAUUUACAGCAACACGACGCGAUUCGCGUUGGCCUGCAACACCAGCGAAAAGAUCAUCGAGCCCAUCCAAUCGCGUUGUGCCAUGCUGAGAUUCACCAAACUUUCGGAUGCCCAGGUCCUAGCCAAGCUCAUCGAGGUGGCCAAGUGGGAGAACCUGAACUACACAGAGGAUGGACUGGAGGCCAUUGUAUUUACCGCCCAAGGAGAUAUGCGUCAGGGCCUGAACAACCUGCAGUCUACCGCUCAGGGAUUCGGAGACAUUAAUGCGGAGAACGUGUUCAAGGUUUGCGAUGAACCGCAUCCCAAGCUUCUGGAGGAGAUGAUCCAUCACUGUGCCGCCAACGACAUCCACAAAGCUUACAAGAUCCUGGCCAAGCUAUGGAAGUUGGGAUACUCGCCGGAGGACAUCAUUGGCAACAUAUUCCGUGUUUGCAAGCGCAUCAACAUCGACGAGCACCUGAAGCUGGACUUUAUCCGGGAGAUCGGUAUCACCCACAUGAAAAUUGUCGACGGCAUUAACUCGUUGUUGCAACUCACCGCACUGCUGGCUAAGCUCUGCAUCGCUGCUGAAAAGCAUUAACUACUAAUUACAAAAACGUUGUUUAUAGGGUCUUAAGAUUAAGGUCAAGUUACUGAAUAAAUUAAAAAACAAA